Molecule: messenger RNA, 1648 nt
Organism: Gambusia affinis (western mosquitofish)
Lineage: Eukaryota; Metazoa; Chordata; Actinopteri; Cyprinodontiformes; Poeciliidae
Product: zinc finger protein Pegasus-like
Exons: 4
Coding region: 141-1499 (452 amino acids)
Biological process (GO): regulation of transcription by RNA polymerase II
Molecular function (GO): RNA polymerase II cis-regulatory region sequence-specific DNA binding; DNA-binding transcription factor activity
Source: RefSeq, a predicted model, not a curated record
GCCGCAUUUAUUGCCUCCAUAAAAGCCAUACGUCAGCGGCCACCAUAUUAUGAGUGGCAUCUUCUCAUGAAAACUAAUACUUUCAUACGUGAAAACAAGGUUCUCCUAACAAGAGUUUAGGAAUAUAAUGAUGCCCUGCGAUGGACUGGCAACCCGUCCAGGGUGUAAGCCGCCUCUCGCCCGAAACGUUCGCUGGAGAUAGGCGCCAGCACCCCUCCCCACCUCGCUACGGACAAAGGUUCAACGGAGAAAACAAAAAAAUGGAGGAGAUAAAGACUGAGCCUGUGGAUUUCGUGAAAGAGUUUCAGGAAUACCUAACCCAGCAAACUCAGCAUGUCAACAUGAUUUCGGGCUCUGUUUGUGGAGAAAAAGAGACAACGGAGCCGUUUCAUGCCGUUGCCCCGAGAUGUGAGCAGAAUGUCCUGGACCCUCCUUCUGUGGAGGUGAGCCUGCCAAUGGAUGAUGGAUCAGACAUACAAGUGGAGAGUCUGGAGAGAACUUGCGAUGGGAAAUACAAGUGCAGCUACUGUAGCUACGCUAACAAGGGCAUGGCUCGUUUAAUUGAGCACAUACGCAUCCACACAGGUGAAAAGCCUCACCGCUGCCAGCUGUGCCCGUUUGCUUCAGCAUACGAGCGCCACCUGGAAGCUCACAUGCGCUCCCACACGGGAGAGAAGCCCUACAAGUGUGACCUCUGCGCCUUCCGAUGCAGCGACCGCAGCAACUUGUCACACCACCGCCGCCGCCGCCACAAGCUCCUCCCCACCAGAGUGGCCCGUUCCCCUUUCUCCAACAAGAGGAUGCUGAGCUCUUUGCAGAAGAGGACAGGCUCUCUGGGAUUCGGUCGGCGGCUCCUGAUCAGUCUCAGCCCUCCCUCAGUCGUCGUGCCCAGGUCCGACUAUUUUAGCGAGUUUUCACACAAAAUCCACCAGUUGAACGGCAGCGAAUACAAAACGCCCCCUAAGAUGGAUGAAAGCGAGAGCCGGGGCCAGGGUGAAAACGGCUUUAGAAACUCGCUGGAUCAGCUCUCUGCUCUUACGGGUCAGGACUUCGAAGCUCUCCCUGAGCCUCAAAGUCCUGCGUCCACCGACAGGCAGUCCUUAACGGACGAGAAACCGAUCCUGGUGGAGCAGGUGGCAGUCUGCUCCAACGGCGUGCAGACGUCUCCGCCUAAAGAAUCUCCCACCUCAGGUCAUAAAAGCUACAGUCCUGCAUCUGGUUGUGGCAUGGAGACUAACAUCAACACUUGGAAUGGCAGUGUUAGCAACAGCCUGGCGAGCACACCAACGCCUGCUGCAAACGCACCAAGCGAAGAAGAGCAAAACCUUUUGCACAGAUGCCAGCAUUGUGAUAUCCGCUUUUCUGAUAACAUAAUCUAUACCAUUCACAUGGGCUGCCACGGUUACGAACAUCCAUUCCAAUGCAACAUCUGUGGUCAUAUGUGCAUGGACAAAUACAAUUUUGCGUGCCAUUUUGCCCGUGGACAACAUAAGAAGUGAAAUAAGUGCACAGAAAUCUAAUGAAAUUGAAGAUACGGAUUUCCUGCGCUUUUAUUCCUAUUUGUCACGUCAAAACGAUAAACCUCAAUGUGUUGCAUUUAAAAAAAAAUUUUUUAAUAGACUAACACAAUGUGGUGAAGUUAAAUGAA